AUGAAUGGAAGUUCUCAAAACAAUUUUAGAGGUGGCUGGAAUAAUAUGCCACCCACUCAUUUUAGUCAGGUACAAAUUCCUUACGGUAGUAGUCCUCGCGCCUUUGCUCAUAACUGGCACAUAGCACAUCAAAUGCCAGCAUACUAUGCUCAUAACCCGCACAUACCACAUCAAGCGCCGGCACACUAUGUUGAUAACAGGAACUUACCACAUCAAAUACCAACGCAUCAUGUUGAUAACAUGCACUUAUCACAUCAAGCUCCAACAGAUAAUAGACCCUUACCACAUCCAACGCCGACACACUAUGCUGAUAAUAGGCCCUGGCAACAUCAAAUGGCGACACACUAUGCUGAUAAUAGUACCUUGCCACAUCCAACACCGGCAGACUAUGCUGAUAAUAGACACUUGCUGCUUCCAACGCCUGCACACUAUGCUGAUAAGAGCCACUUGCCACAUCAAACGGCAGAGCACAGUACGGAUAUCAAGCACUUGCCACAUCAAACGGUGGAACAGUGUACAGAUAACAAGCACUUGCCAGAUCAAACUCCGGUAAAAUAUGAAGAUAAAAUGUGCUUGCCGCAUCAAAAGACGAAAGACUUGGCCGACAAAAUGCACUUACCAAAUCAUAAUCCAGAAGACUGUGCUGCUAACAAGUGCUUACCACAUAAAACACCAGAUCACAAUGCUGAUAAGAGGCAGUUACCUCAACAAACGUCUGAAGCCUAUGCCGAUAAGAGGCAGUUACUUCAUCAAACGUUAGAACACUCUGCUGAUAAGAACUUGCCUCAACAAACACUUAAAGACUCUGCUGCUGAUAAGAACUUGUCUCAACAAACACUUAAAGACUCUGCUGCUGAUAAGAACUUGUCUCAACAAACACUUAAAGACUCUGCUGCUGAUAAGAACUUGUCUCAACAAACACUUAAAGACUCUGCUGAUAAGAACUUGUCUCAACAAACAUUUAAAGACACUGCUGAUAAGAAGUGCUUACCACAACAAACACCUGAAGACUGUGCUUAUAAGAAGUGCUUACCACCGCUUUUACAAUGUGAAAUUUGUGAACUUAUAUUGAAUCCCAAGAGUAUGGAAAUUCAUAUUAAAGGAAUGAGACAUCGAAGAAGGGUUUUACAACUACACGAACAAUCAACGAAACAUAAAACUUCAAGUGGAGAAGAGAUUAGACAUGAUCGAAGUUCUCAAAUUAGUAAAGAAGCCUAUGCUGCUAACAAGUGCUUACCACAUAAAACACCAGAUCACAAUGCUGAUAAGAGGCAAUUAUCUCAGCAAACAUCGGAAGCCUGUGCUGAUAAGAGGCAGGUACCUGAUCAACCAUCAGAACAAUACACUGAUAAGAACUUAUCUCAACAAACACCUAAAGACUCUGCUGAGAAGAAGUGCUUACCACAACAAACACCUGAGGACUGUGCUAAUAAGAAGUGCUUACCACCGCUUUUACAAAAAUGUGAAAUUUGUGAUCGUAAGUUGGAUCCCAAGUGUAUGGAAAGUCAUAAGAAAGGAAAGAAACAUCUAAGAAGGUUGUUCAAACUACACGAACAAUCAACGGAACAUAAAACUUCAAGGGGAGAAGAGAUUAUACAUAAUCGAAUUUCUCAAAUUAGUAAAGAAGCCCAUGCAUAUGCUGCUAAAAAGCGCUUAUCACAUCAAACACCAGAUCACUAUGCUGAUAAGAGGCAGUUAUCUCAGCAAACGUCAGAAGCCUGUGCUGAUAAGAGGCAGUUAUCUCAGCAAACGUCAGAAGCCUGUGCUGAUAAGAGGCAGUUAUCUCAGCAAACGUCAGAAGCAUGUGCUGAUAAGAGGCAGUUACCUGAUCUAACAUCCGAACAGUAUGCUGAUAAGAGGCAGUUAUCUCAGCAAACAUUAGAAGCCUGUGCUGAUAAGAGGCAGUUACCUAAUCAAACAUCAGAACAGUAUGCUGAUAAGAACUUAUCACAUAAGAACUUAUCACAGCAAACACCUGAAGACUGUGCUGAUAAGAAGUGCUUACCACAACAAACACCUGAAGACUGUGCUAAUAAGAAGUGCUUGACACCGCUUUUAGAAUGUGAAAUUUGUGAUCUUAAGUUGAAUCCCAAGUCUAUGGAAAGUCAUAACAAAGGAAAGAGACAUCGAAGAAGGUUAAUAGAACUACGUGAACAAUCAACGAAACAUAAAACUUCAAGUGGAGAAGAGAUUGGACCUAAUCGAAGUUCUCAAAUUAGUAAAGAAGCCUAUGCUGAUAACAAGUGCUUACCUCAUCAAAUGUCAGAGCACUAUGCUGAUAAGAAAAACUCAUCACAACAAGCACCUAAAGACUAUGCUAAUAAGAAGUGCUUACCAUCGAUUAUACGUUGUGAAAUUUGUGAUGUUAAGUUUACUCCCAAGUGUUUGAAAGAUCAUAAUAAUGGAAUUAAACAUGAAAGAAGAUUAUUAGAACUACGUGAGAAAUCAAUGAAACAUAAAGAUUCAAAUGGAGAAGAGAUUAGCCAUAUUCGAAGUUCUCAAAUUAAUCCAGUAGUUCAACCUAAGAAAGUUCCUGCUGAUGUUUCUAAAAGGAAACUCGGGGAUCUCACUGGUGCAAAGGAUCAUGAUUUCAAGGUAGAGAAUGUGAAAAAUGAAACUUCUAGUUUCAAGAAAAAGAAUGUUCCAGCUGAAAUCUCCAAAAGGAAAGUCAGGGAUAACACCGAUGCAAAGAAUCAUGGUUUCAAACACGAGAUUGAAGGAGCAACAGGAGGUAAGUACAUGAAGAUGAAUAAUGGGAUAAGAAGGUCUGUAAAAAAUGAUCAGCCACAGUCAACUCCAGUUGAGUUGAAGGCCUCAGCAGGCGCUAAUAUUAUUGCCGAAAAAGAAUAUAUAAGUUGUGAUUUCGCUGCAACAGUAAUACCACAAGGUCCUGUGGCUUCUCAUGCAUUCACACCACCACCAGCAGUAGAAUCAAGUGUUGAACCCAAAAAUCAUAUUGAUUUACCGAGAGAAGUAACGGAAGCCCAACAACAUUACAAGGUUCAGAAAUGUGGUGUGGAAACAAAUGAUGAGCCGCAAUCAAUCUCAAUGGAGUUACAAGCCCUUGGUGGUUGUAAUAUUAGCACAGUGGCUGAAGAUAAUUCUUCUGACUCUGAUGAAAUAGUAAUAGCACUACCACAAGGACUUGUGACUUCUCAGGUACUAUCACCAUCACCAGCAUCGGGAUCAAGUUUUGAACCUCCAAUUCAAAUCAAUUCACAGAUCGAAGUAGAAGAAGGCACAGAACUCCACGAGGUUCAAAAUCUUAGUGUGGAAACAAAUGAUCAACCACACGCAAUAUCAAUGGAGUUCCAUGCCACUGCAGGUUCUGAUAUUAAUACCUUGACCGAAGGUACAUGUUCUGAUUCGGGUGCAAUCAUAAUAGCACCGCCACAAUCUCCUAUUGCUUAUGAGGUAUCCACGCCAGUAGCAGUUAUACAGACCGGAAUGUCAGAUAGCAAAGUGCAUAAUGAGAUUCAGAAUCUUAUUGUUGAUUCAAAUAAUCAGCAAUGUUCAAUCUCAAUGGAGUUGCACGACGUUGCUGGUUCUAUAACAAACAACCAAAUAGAAGUUUUGAAUUCUGAUUCUACAGCUGUAGAAAUAUAUAAAGAACCACAUGCAUCCCUACUGCCAGAUGCAGUGGGGUCAAUUUUUGAGCCUGUAACUGAACAUGGUCUAGAUACUGAAACAGAACCUCAUGUGUCGGAAGCAAUAUUAGAUAUUGAGAGCCAACAUCCUGCUGAGGAAACAGAUAUUGAACUGCUACCACCUGUCUUAAUGGAGAUUGAUGUUGCUUUAGAAGUUAGUGCUGAAACCAAAACUGAAAAAGAAAGGUCUCAAGCGGAAAUGAAGAUGGAUGUCGAUCUCUCCCUUGAAUCAGGGAAAACUAAGUUGCUUAAGGUGUCUGUUUGUCUUACGUGUGGCGAUGAAGGCUUUGAAGAGGCAAUAGUAUAUUGCAGCAAAUGUGGAGAUUAUGCAAUGCAUAGAUAUUGUUUAGCUGGUCCUGUGGUUUUUACCGACAAGGUUACUUGGUUUUGUGAGGAUUGUGAAGAAAUAGUAGUAGAAGCAGAUCAUCCUUACAGCGAGACUCCAGAAUCAGAAAAAGAUGAAGUUGUUUUUGAUCCGCAGCCUAUUGCUGAUCCAGUCUGGAGUGGAAGUUUGCAGGUUCUCAACAAAAGCUUUGAUAAAAUCAGUGGACUUAUGGGCCAUUUGUCCACAUUAGCUUGCCCUAAAGUUCUUGAGGAGGCAAGACAUCUCCCUGAUGUGCUUAAUGCCAACUUGCUUCAAAGAUCAGCUGUGUGGCCAGAGAGUUUCAAGAAAUUUGGAACAAAUAAUCAGAGCAUUGGCCUCUAUUUAUUUCCUGAGAAUGAAAGAGUUGAGAGAUAUUAUGACCAGCUAGUUGAUGAAAUGAUAUACAAAGAUCUUGCCAUUAGCGUCAUGGUUGAAAAAACUGAGCUCUUAAUUUUUCCUUCCACAUUGCUCCCAAGACAAUACAAGAGAUUUCAUUCAAAAUAUUAUUUAUGGGGUACUUUUAAAAGAAAGAAAGUCUCAAGCACCAUGAAAGAUACAUGA
Molecule: messenger RNA, 4572 nt
Organism: Vicia faba (fava bean)
Lineage: Eukaryota; Viridiplantae; Streptophyta; Magnoliopsida; Fabales; Fabaceae
Source: the annotation of a GenBank genome assembly